CCACUUUUCUCCAUAGCUUCCCUACUCUUCAUCUUCAUCUCCUUCACCUUCUCUCUAACCACCCCUCCACCGCCCAUCAGCCGCCUCACCGCCGCCUCUAUCUCCGGCGCCGCCACAAUCUCCGGCAGCCUCUCCCCCCUAAAAUCCGUCGACUCCCUCACGAGCAAAAACGCGUUCACCUGCUGCUCCGCGUACUGCGGGAAAGCGGCCACCGGAACCCCAUACCACAAGCUCUCAAGCACCGAAUUCCACCCGCAGUGCGAAAUGAAACCCCCCACCGCCAGGUGGCCGAGCACCGCCACUUGCGGGGCCCACCCGAUCACUUUUCCGAUCUUCUCCGUCCGCUCCAAGAACCCUUCUGGCAGAACCUCCCGGAAGUCGGUAUACUCGGUCGGCACAGGCGGGGUGUUGAUUUCCGGGCCAGGCUUCCUCAACGACCAUAAAAACCGGGCUCCGCUCGCUUCCAAACCGGCGGCAAUCUCCGCCGCCUGUUCCCGCCGGAAACCGCCCAUCGUCCCGAAGCAGAGGAAGACAACAGACUUUUCCGGUUGCCUGUCGAGCCACUCGACGACUUCCCGGCCCUCCGGCGAGCCGGCGGGAUUUAGUAUCGGGCCAACCGGA
Molecule: messenger RNA, 621 nt
Organism: Striga asiatica
Lineage: Eukaryota; Viridiplantae; Streptophyta; Magnoliopsida; Lamiales; Orobanchaceae
Source: the annotation of a GenBank genome assembly